Magnolia sinica is the source of this 396-nucleotide messenger RNA. RefSeq names its product wound-induced protein WIN1-like. The transcript has 3 exons. Gene Ontology annotation, molecular function: RNA nuclease activity. Bases 1 to 396 code for a protein of 131 amino acids. Gene Ontology annotation, biological process: defense response to fungus; defense response to bacterium. NCBI's taxonomy places the organism in Eukaryota, Viridiplantae, Streptophyta, Magnoliopsida, Magnoliales, Magnoliaceae. The record is from RefSeq and is a predicted model, not a curated record.
AUGUCAUUAUCCGAGUCUCAGGGGAGGGCAUAUCCAUGGUUUUCUACAGAAAUUAGGGGUAAUUUUGCAGCGGCCCAGGCGCAGAGCGCGUCUAACGUCCGCGCGACGUACCACCUCUACAAUCCGUCGCAGAUUGGGUGGGACUAUCUCAGGGCCAGCGUUUACUGCGCCACAUGGGACGCGAACAAGCCCCUCGAAUGGCGCCGCAGGUACGGGUGGACUGCUUUCUGCGGUAACAAACACAAGGACAGGGGGCAGGUGACGGCGAGGAUCGUGGACCAAUGUAGCAAUGGAGGGCCGGAUUUAGAUAAGGGCGUCUUCGAUCAGAUCGACACCGAUAGGAAUGGUUAUAAUCAAGGCCACAUGAUCGUCAACUACCAGUUCGUUGACUGUUAA